Monomorium pharaonis (pharaoh ant) is the source of this 2714-nucleotide messenger RNA. RefSeq lists its product as uncharacterized. Lineage: Eukaryota; Metazoa; Arthropoda; Insecta; Hymenoptera; Formicidae. Bases 327 to 1946 code for a protein of 539 amino acids. Gene Ontology annotation, molecular function: nucleic acid binding. The record is from RefSeq and is a predicted model, not a curated record. The transcript has a single exon.
AAUACUAUACAUUUAUAUUAUCUGCAUCCCUGUAUGUAUUAGUUUUCAUCUAACAGUUGCGCAAUAUUAGAGUAGUCACAUUGCCUUCACACAGUUCAUUCUGUCUACGUCACAUAUUUCACAUUUAAGUUUUAUAUUUGUCAUGUCACGGUAUACAUUAUAUAUGAAAUGGAAAUCACGUAUCAAAGUUUGAUAUCUUUAUUAAUGAUGGUACGCGUCAUUUUCACAUCAGUAUCAAGUCUAACGUAUGCUUGAUCAGUACAUAAGUGUUACAUCUAACGUGGCUUAAUUUUUCUGUUACAUUCUUUCUAAUUACGCGAAGUAUAAUGUUACACAUAAAUGUUGCGAAUGUUCUUAAUAUGUUAAUUAUUUUAUUUCAAAUUACACAUAUUCCACCAACGCCUGUAAAUGAAAGAGAAAUACAAUUACGUGAUGUGAUAAAAGAUAUUAUAACAAAUGCAGUGAAUGACUUAUCAUUUGAUGUACACACUGAUACUGCUUUAGAAUUUCAAAAUUAUUGGGAAGUGGAUUUACCUGACAUAGAAUAUGUAUUAGACGAAGAGGUAGAAUUUUUAGAAAAUGAUAAUGACGAUUUUGAAUCUGAUAAUGAAAAUAAUUGUAAACCAGAAGACGAAAUUUUAAAUAGUAGCUAUAAAAGAAAAGCCGUCGAAUAUUGGAAAAGUGGAAAAAAAGGCCGAUACUCUCUUUCAGGAGUGCAACGUCGCUUCAGAAAGGUGAAGUCCCUAACACAAUUAUAUCGAUGGGAAAAUAAUCUACAAAAAGGAGGUAAUCGUAGAGAAAAAUUGUUAUAUAUAUCCCAAUAUGUUUUAAAUCAUUUUAAAGACGCUAAUGAUGAACAACGGAUUAUUCAUGACUUGGAUCUGCGACGAUGGGCGUUAGAAGCGAAAGAACAAAUAGAUCUUCCUUCAUUUAAAGCAGGAGCAACGUGGAUAUUAAAUUUAAAAAAAAAAUAUGGAAUUGUAUCCAGAAAAAUAACAAAAUUUAUAAACCGUUCUACAAUAAGAGAUAAAGAACAAUUAAAAGCUGCAUGCCAAGAAUUUAUAAUUACUGUAAAAUCCUUUAUUGGCCUUUUUGGAAUAGAAAAUAUAUACAAUGCUGACGAAAGUGGAUUUAAUUUGGAGAUUCAUUCAGGCAGAACGCUGACCACACAGGGUGUUAAAACAGUUGAAACUCUAAUUCAAUCAACGUCAGCAAUAACACAUAGUUAUACAAUAAUGCCCAUAGUUUCUGCAGACGGAAAAUUACAAUCACCUCUCUAUUUGGUUUUGAAAGAAGUUAGUGGAAAUUUUGGUCCACGAGUUGAAGAAACCUUGUUCAGGCCUGCAAACAUUUACAUCGCUGCAUCGAAAUCGGGUAAAUUAACUGGAGAACACUUUCAAUCUUGGUUUACAAAUGUAUUUUUACCCAUAAGUGGAAGCUUCAGUGUGCUAUUAUUAGAUUCUUGGACCGGACAUUGUCCUACAACCCUUCAAGAAUUUAUGCCAUCUGAUAAAGAUGUGCGAAUUUUAACUAUACCAAAAAAGACCACAGGAAUGAUUCAACCUCUUGAUGUUUUCGGGUUCAGAAUAUGGAAAAAUUUUGUAAGAACGUUCAGUGAUCGUGUCGUAUUAUUUAAUUACGAUAUUAAUUUACACUUGAGAAAUAAUAUUAUAAAAUUGCAAUCUUUAACUCAUAUACAACUAUCUUCGCCGCGAUUUCAUAAUCUUUUUAAGUAUGCCUGGUUCAAGAGUGGAUAUAUCGAGGAACGGCCAUCACAAUUUCAAAAUCCAGUGGAUUUCUGUUUUUCUGGAAAAGACAUACAGGAUGUACCACGAUGUUCCAUAUGUAACGCCCCGGCAGUAAUACGUUGUUCUUGGUGCAAGCAAUACCUUUGUAUGCAUCAUUUUUUUGAGCAAUAUCAUGAUUGCAAACAUUAUGAGGAAUAAAAAUAAUGUAAGUACCAAUAAAAAUAUUUGGAAAAAGAUACGAAGAUAGAUAAUUGUAAUAAAUUAUUUAGACAAUUAAAUAUUUAUAACAACUACAUUUAUGUUACAGAAAAAGCCUUCAAAUAUAUGUAUGGCAUAAUACUUUUUAUCAGCAUGGUGAAAAUGUCAUCCAUAAAAUGCAUGCGUAUAUUUUAUGUAUAUGGAAAAAAUAAUUUGAUCUUAUGUAAUGGAAUACAAAUACAACAUAUUUAACCAAAUUCGUUGUGUCAGUUAUAUUGUGUAAAAAAACAGUACAGUUAAAAACUUUCAAGAAAUAAUCUCUCCGAAUAUACUAAAUGCGCACGUGAUUUUUUACGUAUGGACAACGCUUCGAGUCGUGUAACAACAUGGAAAUACCGUGUGUAAAUUGUGGUGUACCUCAUAAAAUAAAGGCGCCUUAAAAAAUAUUUUAUUAAUUACUACUAAUAACUAAUAAUUAAACUUUAUAAUAAUAAAUAAAUAUUACAAACUGUUGGUAUUAUUACUUUCUGUUUAACCAUUGAGACAACUGUAGAAGAACGGGCGACGGUAAAUAUAACAAUAUUAUGUGUAAUUAAAUAAUAAUUAAUUUAUUAACAGAAAUUAUUUUACAGUCUUAUGCAAAAGUUUAUUAGUUUAUUCAGAAUAAAAAUAUGUUAUACCUUAUAAUGUUUUAAGAUAUCCUAUAGAUUAUACACAUAAAAACCACAAGUAGUGUGUAACAAGUUCAAUUAAAAAAAUUAUUUUUUC